Messenger RNA from Endocarpon pusillum Z07020, 948 nucleotides. RefSeq lists its product as uncharacterized. The record is from RefSeq and is a predicted model, not a curated record. Bases 1 to 948 code for a protein of 315 amino acids. NCBI's taxonomy places the organism in Eukaryota, Fungi, Ascomycota, Eurotiomycetes, Verrucariales, Verrucariaceae. The transcript has 3 exons.
AUGUCGAACCUCAUCAACAAGGUCAAAGAUGCCGUCACCGGUGACAAGCAUGGUCAUCACACUACUGAUAAUGCCGGUCCUCAUUCUUCCAACAUUGCCAACACGGCUGAUCCGAGAGUCGAUUCGGACAUGAGUCACCGCAACCACCCAACCUCGACCAGCCACACCGGCUUUGGCACUACUGGCGGCACAACUCAUGGCUCAAGCAACGCCGGUCCUCACAGCUCGAAUCUCAUGAACAAAAUGGACCCUCGUGUUGACUCUGACAUGGACAACCGUAACAACCCAGCUUCCACCAUGGGCAGUUCUCACACCGGCUACGGGACUGGCACGAGCACCACUCAUGGCUCAAGCAACGUCGGUCCCCACGACUCCAAUCUCAUGAACAAGAUGGAUCCUCGUGUCGACUCUGAUAUGGACAAUCGCAAUAACCCAUCCUCUACCAUGGGCAGUUCGACCAGCGGCUUUGGUACUACUUACGGCACCCAUCACAGCACCGCUCAUGACACCACCACUCACGGUUCGACCAAUGCUGGCCCACACAGCUCAAACUUGAUGAACAAGCUGGACCCUCGUGUUGAUUCCGACACGGAUGGGCGCAACAAUCCCACCUCCACCAUGGGUAGCUCUACCAGCGGGUAUGGAACGACUCAUGGCUCAACCAAUGUUGGUCCACAUAGCUCCAACUUGAUGAACAAAGCAGACCCUCGCGUUGAUUCCGAUAUGGAUCAUCGCACCAAUGUUGGCUCUACGGGUGCUGGCUAUGGUACGUCUACUGGUACUGGUUAUGGUACUGGUCACAACACUUCCUCCAUGGCUCCUGGUUCUGGUACUGCUCAUGACACUGCUGGUCCUCAUAAUUCUAACCUUCUCAACAAGCUUGACCCUCGCGUUGACUCUGAUAUGGAUGGCUCCAAGACCUAUGGCGGUAACGAGACUCGCCGAUAA